Dromaius novaehollandiae (emu) is the source of this 1981-nucleotide messenger RNA. It is a transcript of the gene RCCD1, whose product is annotated as RCC1 domain containing 1. NCBI's taxonomy places the organism in Eukaryota, Metazoa, Chordata, Aves, Casuariiformes, Dromaiidae. The coding region runs from base 593 to 1714 and encodes 373 amino acids. The transcript is spliced from 6 exons. The record is from RefSeq and is a predicted model, not a curated record.
CUGGCUCGUGUUCGGCUUCAGCACCGAGGAGGCGGCGGGGGGCCCGGACCCGGGCCCGGGGCCGCGCCGCCUGGACUCGGGCCCCGAGGGCAUCCGCCGCGUGUGGCCCGCCUGGAGCUACGUGGUCCUGGAGACCGGUGAGCGCCGCCGCGGGCCGCCCGCCUCCCCCCCCGGCCCGCCCCCCCGCUCCCCGGGACGGCCCUGCCCCCGGUGAUCCCGGUACCCAGUGCCCCCCCCGCCCGGUGCAGGCCCUGCCCGGCAGCCUGGCGCUGUCCCCGGUGAUCCCGGUGCCCGGUUCAUCCCCCCGGCGUUGCCCCCCCCGCUCCGGUGUCCCAAGGUCCCGGUGCCGGCGCUGCCCCCCCACGCGGUGCUGUCCCCGGUGAUCCCGGUGCCCGGUUCAUCCCCCUGGUGAUGCUCCUCGCCCCGGUGCCGGCCCUGCCCGGCCGCCCCCCCCCGUCCCCUUGUCUUAAGGUCGCGGUGCCACCGGUGCCGGCCCUGCCCCCCCGCCCGGUGCAGCCCCCGGUGAUCCCGGUGCCCAGUUCCCCCCCGCGAUGCCGGUUCUGCUCCCCCGCCCGGUGCUGCCCCCGCUCCGAUGUCCCAAGGUCCCGGUGCCCCCCGGUGCCGGCCCUGCCCCCGCCCCGGUGCCCAGUUCCCCCCCCAAACCGCUGCCCGCGGUGAUGCCGGUCCCGGAGCCGCGAGGCGCGGUCGCCCCGGGUGCCUGUCGCGCCGGGACGCCGGUUCCCCGCCGCUGACGGCCGGUGCCGGUGCCGCUGCAGGCGCGGGCGCGCUGGAGGUGCGCGGCGGGGGCGCGGGGCGGCGGCUGCCGUCGGGGUGCGCCGAGGCGCUGCCCUCGGAGACGCACGUGCUGCUGCGGCGGGCGGCGGCGGCCGAGGCCUGGCCGCGGGCGGCGGCGGUGCGGGGGGCGCUGCGGGGCGCCCCGGCCUGGCGGCGAGCGCUGCCCCCCGGCCCCGGCCCCGGCCCCGGCCCCGACCCCGGGUCGCCGCCGCCGCUGCCGCUGGUGCCCGGCGGGUUCGCGGCGCCGCGGCCGCCCUUCUUCGCGCCGCUGCCGCCCGCGCUGCGCGCCCGGCGCCUGGUGCUGGGCCACGAGCACGUGCUGGCGCUGGGCGCCGCCGGCGAGACCUACGCCUGGGGCGGCGGCAGGCAUGGGCAGCUGGGGCACGGCGUGCUGGAGCCGGAGCCGGAGCCGCGGCUGGUGGAGGCCCUGGCCGGCGUGCCCAUGCGGGAGCUGGCGGCCGGCGGCUGGCACUCGGCCAGCGUCAGCGAGGCCGGCGACCUCUACGUGUGGGGCUGGAACGAGUCCGGGCAGCUGGCCCUGCCCUCCAAAGCGCUGGCGGAGGAACGGGCGCAGGCCGAGGGCGCCGGUGCAGGCGAGGCCGAGCUGACGCCCCGGCGGGAGCAGCCGGGCGCCGAGGGUGCCGAGUUCAUCUCCAUCCAGGCCUUCCCGGCCCUGCUGGACUUCCCCCACGACCUGGAGGUCAGCAAGGUCGGCUGCGGCUCCCGGCACACAGCCGCCGUCACACGAGAUGGUGCUCUCUACACCUGGGGCUGGGGUAAAUACGGACAGCUGGGCCACGGGGACAACGCCAGCUCCGACCAGCAGCGGCGCGUGGACUACCUCCGAGCCAAGGGGCUGCGGGCUGAGGACGUGGUGUGCGGGCCCUGGACCACCUACGUGUGCGUCCUGGAGGAGUGAGGCAGCUGCUCCUGCAAAGCAGCCCGUGGGGCGACUGCUGCAGGCACAGGGGUGGAGGAUGACACCACCUUCCUGCCCUGCCACCAGGGCUGGUCCUGGUGGCUGCUCUGCCACCUUCACAGAGGGAGAUGACAGCUGGGUUCCCCAUCACACUGAACUGAGCUCACCCUGGAGCGGGGGAUGCUGCCCGACCCAGCCUCAGCUGUAGCGCUACAGAACACAGAGGGAAGGACUGAAUUUAUUUAUUACAUCUCCUUUUUCAUAACA